Molecule: messenger RNA, 3192 nt
Organism: Saccoglossus kowalevskii
Lineage: Eukaryota; Metazoa; Hemichordata; Enteropneusta; Harrimaniidae
Product: hormone-sensitive lipase-like
Biological process (GO): triglyceride catabolic process; cholesterol metabolic process
Cellular component (GO): cytosol
Molecular function (GO): sterol ester esterase activity; triacylglycerol lipase activity
Source: RefSeq, a predicted model, not a curated record
AUGGCGGCCACGGAGCAGAAAAACAACCAGACCACCACGAAAAACGCCCCAUUUAACAUCGCUGGCGAGUUCAAGACACUCCGAUCAUUAUGCAUCGACAACAUCGAAUACUUCCAAAGAAGCAAAAGUCAGUACAAAGACCGUUAUUUCACUGCUUUCUGUGUUAUAAUGCAAACAGCUGAUGCGACAGAGCCGUUGUUGGAAGGAUUUCAACGCAUCGUUCACCACUUCGAUUUCGAUGAAAACACACCCGGAAAUGGAUACAGAAGUCUUCUACACGUAGUGUUCUGCUGUAUUAAAAAGCUGAUCGAAACUGCCAAGUAUAUAAAAAAUGGUAGAAGCGGUUUGAUGUUCAGAUCUUCUGUGUAUUGUUGUGAAAUCGAAGGAUAUUCUAAUGUAUUCGGACAACUGAAGCUGUUACUAGGGCAGGCACAGAAACUGUUAGGGGGAUCCAAGCCCGGAGAACUCUUCCCUGAUGAAGAACUUUUUCCGUUGAUGGAUGAAAUGUUGGUAGAAGCAGAAUCUCUCUACCGGGAAUGCUUUUAUGGACGAUGUCUUGGUUUCCAGUACCAUGAGUCAAUGCUGCAGCCACUUCAAGUUGUCGCUGUUGCCAUGGCGUCAUUUUCAGAAAGCCGGAAACAACAUGAAGGAGGAUUUGCCCGAUUUGCAUCCACGCUGAUGAACAGUGGUAAGUAUAUGAUGGACUCGGCAUUGAGAGCAGAUCAGAUCGUCAAGGUGACCAGGAAUGCCGACAUCAAAUUUUGUAAAGAAUUUUGGUCAUUAACCGAGGGUGACAUAAUGCAGGCUGUCCCUAAUUUUAUGUGUCCCUCUGUCAGUGUCAAUAAACUGAUUCAGAUUCAGCCGCAUUGCUUUGAAGUGCCCACAGCUGAUGGUGAUGAUACACGGAUGAUAACACCGCCAUGUGCACAUACUGGACCAGGACCAUCAUUCAUCAGAUUGAUAUCUUGUGUACAGAGAGAAGGAGCUUUAAUGGCAGACACAAUCCAUCCUCCCAAUGAGGAGCCAGCACCCCCGCCACCUAAUAAGAAGGUCGCUGCACUAUCAAGAUCCUUACUCAUUCAUAUCCAUGGUGGUGGCUUUGUGGCACAGUCAUCAAAAUCACAUGAGGUUUAUUUAAGAAGUUGGGCCAAAGAACUUGACAUUCCUAUCGUGUCUCUGGACUACAGCCAUGCUCCUGAGCAACCGUUUCCAAGAGCAUUUGAAGAAUGUUUCUUUGCAUACGCCUGGAUUGUUAGAAAUGCUCCUGCACUGGGUUCUUCUGGGAAGCAUAUCUGUUUAGUCGGUGAUAGUGCUGGUGGGAAUUUAGCUGUUGCCGUAGCAAUGAGAGCAGCCAAUUAUGGUAUUCGUAUUCCUGAUGGCAUUGUCACAUUCUAUGCACCAUUCCAAGUUCGUUACUCUCCUUCACCAUCUCGUAUCCUCUCUUUGAUGGACCCAUUGCUUCCUCUUGGUGUCUUGUCUUGUUGCCUAGCGUCAUAUGCAGGGAUGAAGGAAGAAAUGGUUCCCAUGUCUAUGCCUGAUUAUGUCAAUUCACCAAAAUCAGAGCCUUCAACCCCAAGAGAUGCUCCAGAAGGUGCCCAGAGUUUGACUAAUGAUGAGGCAGUUGCUGGUCCACUGUCUACUGAUAGUAGUGGUAUUGAAAAUAAUGUGGAUACGAAAACGCCGACUAGUGUAUCAGUAUCAGAUCUGAAGGUUGAUGAAAAAGAUGGAUCAGAAAUGGAGGAGAUUCCUUUAUCUGAUGAUUCUCCAGUACAGGUUGUCAAUAGCAACAAUGAAAACGAUGAGAAAGAAAAAGGGAAGAAGCCAGCACCAUUGUAUUUCAACUCUCCGACACAGUUGUACCAGAAUAUCACAGUAGGACCACCAUAUGCCAGUUCACCUAUUAGGAAAUACCGUAAUAUUCCCAUUGUAAAUAAUCCAUAUAUAUCACCAUUGGUUGCCGAUGACGAUUUACUGAAAGGUUUACCACCCAUGUUUAUUGUUGCAUGUCAGUUAGAUCCAAUUCUUGAUGACUCAAUCACAUUUGCAAAAAUGCUGAAGAGAAUAGGUGUUCCUGUUAAGGUGAAAGUGGUUGAGAAUUUGUCACACGGCUUUCUCAACUUCAGCAUCGUCAGCAAAGAAGCCAAGAGGAUGUCAGAGGAGUGUUUGAAGUUUAUCCAAGAAGGUUUGUAUGGGCCUACAGGAAAGGAACACUGGGAGGUCUUGGAUGCUGGAGUGCAGACUGAUCCACAUGAGUUACGAGCCAUGUAUAAGGCAGAACAGAAAAGAGAAGCUGAAGGAAGAGUUGCUGCAGCUGGACAACCUCCUGCAGACCAAGGAAUAGCGGCUGAACGACCACAGACAGCUGGAGAGGAACAGCCAAGCAGUUCCCAAGCUCCACACGGUUCUGUGACUGAGCAUCAGCCAGAGAAUCCCAGAAGACAAGUUAGGACUAGUGCUGCUGGAACUAAAUAUGAACAGGGAACGUCAACAGAAGUUCAGAAAGAAAUUCCUGCAUCAUCAGUUCAGACUGUAGCAGUGCAAAAUGUGGAGGCCAGAAAAGAAGUUCUCGAAGAAAAAGUCCCGGAAGGACCUGCUCAGGGAGAUAAAAAGAAGACUGAAGAGGUUGUUGAGAUGAAUACGAAUGUUGCUUCAAGUGAAGAUGCAAAGAGAGUAGUUCCAGAACUUGUAGUGUCUGAAGUGAAAGAUGAAGAAGCUGCGAAAGAAGUUGAAACACAAGAAGAUGCAACGCCAGAGAAACAACCAGAGAAUAAGACAACGCCUGAGGUUGAGCAACAUACUGAGGCGACGUCAGAGGAACAACCAGAGCAUAAGACAACCUCUGAGGUUGAGCAACAUACUGAGGCGACGUCAGAGGAACAACCAGAGCAUAAGACAACAUCUGAGGUUGAGCAAAAUACUGAGACAACAUCAGAAGAACAACCAGAGCGUAAGACAACAUCUGAGGUUGAGCAAAAUACUGAGGCAACAUCAGAGGAAACAUUCCAAGAUAAACCACAACAUGAAGAAACCACAGAUCAACCACAAGAAACAGAAAAGAAAACUUCUACUGAGGAUGAUGUAAAUAAUGUUGCAGAAGAAGAUAAAGCCAACAAUGCCAACCCUCCAGAAGGAUUACAAAGAGGUGAAGGAGAAGGUGAGGAGAGUGAUAAAGAAGACCAAGCUGACAAUUAA